Molecule: messenger RNA, 3275 nt
Organism: Stegastes partitus (bicolor damselfish)
Lineage: Eukaryota; Metazoa; Chordata; Actinopteri; Pomacentridae
Gene: man1b1a
Product: mannosidase, alpha, class 1B, member 1a
Exons: 14
Coding region: 312-2375 (687 amino acids)
Biological process (GO): carbohydrate metabolic process; mannose trimming involved in glycoprotein ERAD pathway
Cellular component (GO): membrane; endoplasmic reticulum
Molecular function (GO): mannosyl-oligosaccharide 1,2-alpha-mannosidase activity; calcium ion binding
Source: RefSeq, a predicted model, not a curated record
CUCGUCAUCUCUCCUCAGCAUCUGUCCGCUUGUUUAUUCCUCAACUUUAGCCGCUUUUCUCCCGGUUUAAUCCGACCGUCGCUUCAUGUAGCAGCGGUUCGGGCCGUGUGACCGUCGCACUGACGGCUGCGCUUCACGUUCCGCCCUCUGACAUCCGAACUGCGACUCUUUUCCAUUCAGAACCGAGUCAGAGCAGCCGAGCUAGCCGCUGCUAGCUAGCAGGCUAACAGCUGUUUGGAGACUAGCGUCGCUGUGAGGAGCCAAGCAGCUCAAAGGUUCUAUGACCUAUGACUGUCUGCCCCGAUUAGAGGAUGUAUUCACCUUCCAGAAAGGACUUCAUCUCUCUGACGCUCAGUGACGCGCACAGUCACACCUACAACAACGGGAAACACCGGCGGCAGUCCUGCUGGAGGAAAUGGAAGCAGCUGUCUCGGCUCCAGCGAAGCCUCAUCCUGUUCCUGCUGGCUCUGCUGCUCAUACUAGGACUGCUCUCCUACCCCAGCAUCAGAGAGCAGUGGAGAGGGCUGUCCGACAGGGAGGACUGGCUGGAGGUCAAUGACAGAGACAUGAAGGCCGUCCCUCCUGGUGUGAAGCCAGCGUUGGAUCCGGCUGCAGGUGACCAGCCUCCAGCUCCUGCCGCUGGGCCACAUCUGGAGCCAGCUGUGCAUCCGGACGUUGUAGUGGAGCCCAAAGGACCAAAUGUCCCCAUUUUGCCGAAACCUCCCACCAAGAAAAAGACAUUUCCCAACAAAAGAGGUCCACCGAACCUGCAGAAAGAUGGAAAUGCUUCAGACACAGUCGGCGGGGAAAAGAAAGAACAAGAGGUGGUUCGAGAGGAAGAAGGCGAAGAGGAGGGCAAAGAGAAGAAGAUUGUCAGCUGGAGAGGAGCGAUGAUCGAAGCCGACCAGGCCACGGAGCCGCCGCCGUCAGCCAAUGAGAAAGAAGCUGCAGUCCCUCCAGCGGCCGUGAACCCUGCCGACACCGUCCCGCUGGAAGUUUCUACUGCAGCUCCAGACCGACUGGAGGCCGUACGUGAUGCCUUCAGACACGCGUGGAAAGGCUACAAGAACCACGCCUGGGGGCACGACGAGCUCAAACCCAUCUCCAAGUCUUUUGGUGAAUGGUUCAGUCUGGGCCUGACGCUGAUCGAUUCAUUGGACACCAUGUGGAUUAUGGGCCUCAAAGAAGAGUUCGCAGAAGCAAAGGACUGGAUAGAGAAGGAGCUGUCCUUCAGCAAGAACGUGGACGUGAAUCUUUUUGAGACGACCAUACGCGUCCUCGGGGGGCUGCUGAGCACCUACCAUCUAACAGGAGACCAACUGUUCCUGGAGAAAGCUAAAGAUCUGGGGUCCAGAUUGAUGCCCGCCUUCAAAACGCCCUCAAAGAUCCCGUUCUCGGACGUCAACAUCGGCAAAGGGACGGCGCACCCUCCGAGGUGGACGUCGGACAGCACGCUGGCAGAGGUUACGAGCAUUCAGCUGGAAUUCAGAGAGCUGAGCCGCCUCACCCAGGAGCCACAGUACCAGGAGGUUGUCAAUGAGGUGAUGAAGAUGGUCCACAAGCUGCCCGGAAAGCACGACGGCCUGGUGCCCAUGUUCAUCAACACCAACAGCGGCCAGUUCACCCACAAAGGAGUGUUCACGCUCGGUGCCAGAGCCGACAGCUACUACGAGUACCUGCUCAAGCAGUGGAUCCAGGGAGGCAAAACAGAAGACGAUUUGUUGCAGGACUACCUUCAGGCCAUAGAGGGAGUGAAAAAACACCUUCUGAGAAAGACGGGGCCCAACAUGUUGACCUUUGUUGGAGAGUUGUCCAACAACCGCUUCAACGCUAAGAUGGAUCACCUGGUGUGUUUCCUGCCAGGGACUCUGGCUCUGGGGGCCCACAACGGCCUCCCGGGAGACCACAUGGAUCUGGCUGUGCAGCUGAUGGAGACCUGCCACCAGAUGUACGUUCAGAUGGAGACCGGACUGAGCCCCGAGAUCGCACACUUCAGCCUGCAGUCCACCGACGGGCGAGAUGUCAUCGUCAAGCCUGCAGACAGACACAACCUGCUGAGACCAGAAACGGUGGAAAGUCUGUUCUACAUGUACAGAUUCACCAAGGACACCAAGUACAGAGACUGGGGAUGGGACAUUCUGCAGAGCUUCAAUAAAUACACAAAGGUCCCCGACGGCGGCUACACGUCCAUCAACAACGUCCGCGACCCCGCCAACCCCGGGCCUCGGGACAAGAUGGAGAGCUUCUUCCUGGGCGAGACGCUCAAGUACUUGUACCUGCUCUUCUCCGACGACGUGGAGCUGCUCAGUCUGGACAAGUACAUCUUCAACACGGAGGCCCAUCCUCUGCCCAUAUGGCCGUCCCCGCCCAAGUGAAGUCGCUGUACAGGAGGCGUCUGUAAAGAAUCGGGACCACAGAGUCGGGUGCGUCUGAAAGCAACCGUCCAGGCUCAUGAAGCAGAUCUGUGCUGUCCACCUGUGCUUUGAUAUGUGAAGGAGUUUUGUUGUAAUUUUUGUUUGUUUGUUUUUCUUUAUUUUUCCUAAGGAAAAGGUUCGUGACAGAGCUGGUCUCUCAUGUAAAAUUUUUUAAAGAAUCAGAUGAGGCGAGCUGGCACACUUAAUAACCGGGUGAAUGGGAUGCUUUGUGUCUGUUUGAAUCCUAAUUUUUCCUACAUUAUCUGUCUGCGAAGGAACAAAUUCAUUGCGUUAAAUCACUGAUGUUUGAAGGUGCAAUAGGCGGUGAUGAGAGUAAAAGGAGUCUAUCAGCUGCAUUUAUAUUGAACAGAUUUUAUUUGUCUUACAUUGGCGCUUUCUCACAUAGAAAAAAAAAAAGAGGCAAAAAUCCCUCAGGACCUCUGUUUCUUCUAUAACUGCAUCCGAAGGGUUUUUAGCAGAUUCAGUGCAGCACCAAGGGACCAGAUCAGUGCCUCACGUAAAUGUGAAUUAUUCCUAAUGCCCGACAUGCAUGUCUUUUAUAGAAUAAAGACGUCAAGUAAAGCACUAGGACGUCUAUGGCUAGCUGUAAUGAUUUAAAACCAUAUUGGUGGUAUAAUUAAUGAAGGCCUGCUCUGCUGUUUGUGUCCAGCUUCCAGGUGUGGAGUUUAUCAGACUUCCAUCCUCUUGCACUUUUAGGCCACCAGAUUAAAGCAACAAUAGUUCUAUUGAUCAUUGUUACCAAAAUGGAACAAACUAAUAUAUUGCGCUUUGUGCGGCAUCGAUUUUGGAGCUUUAGAUUCUUUAGGAUCCUGAAAAAUAAAAAAAGUUAAAUAAGGUAAA